AUGGACCCCAUUCACACGAUCCGGAUCGCCAGUGAGCCCAGGAUACCAAUUCCACUCACGGAUGCCACCAUCGCGAGAGACCGCCUCCCCUCACGACUCCAAGCCUGGGCAGACUCCUCCAAGAGCCCGUUGCCCACGCUCGCCAACUUCCCCAGGCCAAGACUUAAUGGGGCACUCUACCCAGGGGACUACCCGAGCAGCAUUGAGCCUGGAUACAUGACCGGCGAGCAGCUAUUCGCCAUGGACACCUCGCCACAGACGAGACACCAGGCUCUACCGCAUCACCGAAACUCCAGGCCCAGGUUGCGGAGAAGCAGGCGCAGCGCGGACCAUAGUGCUCUCCUUGCAAUUGGAUCGUGGAGCAGCCCGGACAUUCAUCUCGGAGACCAUUAUGGAGAUCGUAGCGCACCAUCCAGGAACAAGAGUGACUUUGCCAGCCGUCAGGAGGACGAAUCGUACGAACACGCAUCAUACGAUGACUUCAUCCUCUUCCCCGACGAGAUUCCGACCGACACCCACGAGGACGUCUCCGCCUACACCGAACAGCCGUCAGCGCCCCUGGCCCCCCGCAUCCCCAGGCUUCGCACGCCCGACCUCGCACCACUGUCGACAGACGUGCAAUUCUUCCCCUGCCAUGGCGACGAGGCCGAGGAGGACCGCAUCAACGAGGCGUGGUACCUCGCCGGUCGUGAGAGGGUCCACUCUCAAAUGGACGAGGCCAUGGCUUACAUGUCGAUUGUCGAGGGGCGCCGGCGUACGCUGAAAAACUGA
Molecule: messenger RNA, 771 nt
Organism: Colletotrichum spaethianum
Lineage: Eukaryota; Fungi; Ascomycota; Sordariomycetes; Glomerellales; Glomerellaceae
Exons: 2
Coding region: 1-771 (256 amino acids)
Source: RefSeq, a predicted model, not a curated record